This is a messenger RNA of Cylicocyclus nassatus, 1846 nucleotides long. NCBI's taxonomy places the organism in Eukaryota, Metazoa, Nematoda, Chromadorea, Rhabditida, Strongylidae. The record is from the annotation of a GenBank genome assembly.
AUGCUUGGUCUCAGCUUAUUAUUACUGUUAUUUGGCUACUCUACAGCCGAUAUAUUCACUGCCGUAGCGGACAUGGAGCGAAUGCUCACUGGAGAGAAAGGAAUCACAAAUGUUAUCGAAAGCUACAUCCAACAAGAACAACAACGGCUAGACGAACUCAAGAGAUUCGCUGACGAGUACGUUCUUCGAAAUAACGAUGCUGCAGAUGUUGGACCGGACUUUGUAACAAAUCCUGUCAAUGCAUAUCUGUUGAUUAAGCGCUUGACUUCGGAAUGGAAGAAGGUCGAACAUCUUAUGCGCAACAACGUAGCCGACAGAUACAUCCAAAAUAUCACGGCAAAUCGAGUGCGCAACCAGGUGAAAUUCCCCGAGGAAGAAGACUUGUCUGGAGCAGCGGUUGCCAUUCAUCGACUGCAGGACGUUUACAAGUUGGACAGUGUCGACAUCGCUGAUGGUAUAAUACUGGGCGAGAAAGUCUCGCAUCCGCUCACUGCACAUGAUGCAUUUGAAGUUGGACGAGCAGCAUACAAUCAGAAAGACUAUUAUCACACUCUACUUUGGAUGCAAACGGCCUUGAACAAGUUGGAAAACGAAGAAUUAAAAACAAUACCAGAGGAGGAAAUCCUAGAGUAUCUUGCAUUUUCUCUCUAUCAGCAAGGAAAUGUUCGCCGGGCGUUGGCUCUGACGAAGAAACUAGCAGAAAUCUCACCGAAUCAUCCAAGAGCAAAAGGCAACGUGAAAUGGUACGAAGAUAUGCUACAAGAGAAGGAUAUGGAAGGAGAGCUUCCGCCCAUCAUUAAUAAGCGUGUCGCAUAUGAUGGCAUCGUCGAGCGUGAUGCUUACGAGGCUCUCUGUCGUGGUGAAGCUCCGAAACUUGACCCAUCAAAGGAAAAACUGCUGUACUGCUACCUUAAGAUGGACAAACCUUUCUUGCGGUUGGCCCCAAUCAAGGUCGAAAUUCUGCUGCUUGAUCCUUUGGUGGUACUGUUUAAGGAAGUUCUGUCGGAGUACGAGAUGGAAGUGAUCAAAACAACGGCAACCCCCAAGCUCAAACGUGCUACUGUACAGAAUGCUAAGACGGGCGAUCUAGAACCGGCCGAUUACCGUAUCAGUAAAAGCGCUUGGCUGAAAGAAGAUGAGCAUGAGGUUGUUGCUCGAGUGAAUAGGCGAAUAGAGGAUAUGACGAAUUUGAAUCAGAAAACUUCAGAAGAGCUGCAGGUAGCAAACUACGGCCUCGGAGGGCACUACGAUCCCCACUUCGAUUUCGCACGAAAGGAAGAAAAGAACGCAUUCAAGUCACUCAAUACUGGAAAUAGAAUAGCCACCGUGCUAUUUUACAUGGCGAAGCCCGAACAUGGAGGAGCGACAGUCUUUAACCAUCUUGGCACGGCUGUAUUUCCAUCAAAAGGAGAUGCACUAUUUUGGUACAAUUUAUUGAGAAGUGGUGAAGGAGAUAUGCGAACGCGGCAUGCAGCUUGCCCCGUACUGCUUGGAGUAAAAUGGGUUUCCAAUAAGUGGAUUCACGAACGAGGUCAAGAGUUCACUCGCCCAUGUGGAUUAGAUGAAACGGUGCAAGAACGCUUUGUUGGAGAUCUCAGCCCGACUUCCAAAAGUAAAUCGUCACUUCAGUAGAUGACAUUCGCUAAUGCAGGACGAUAUUUGGCCCUAUAUAAGUUGCUGAAACCAGAAUUCACUUGUUGUUCUUUUGGCACCGUAGUUCACUGUUCCAUACAUGUCUUUCUUCAACACGACUUAUUGGAAAAUAGCCUGCCACCUAUUGUAGGAUCUAUUUAACUUAUUAACUGUUAACUUAUUUUGAUGCUGUUUUGCUCUUUGUGAUAAAUGC